Molecule: messenger RNA, 240 nt
Organism: Colletotrichum paranaense
Lineage: Eukaryota; Fungi; Ascomycota; Sordariomycetes; Glomerellales; Glomerellaceae
Exons: 1
Coding region: 1-240 (79 amino acids)
Source: RefSeq, a predicted model, not a curated record
AUGAAAGUCCCGACUCCUGCUGGCAUGCAUUUUCUCCACUAUGCUAUUCUCUUGGGUUUUCACUAUUUACACGUUUUGCUUCGUUUUGCCUUCUUCGGGACCGAAUCCACAUGGCAUCCUGACAUGAUCAAUAUCCUCAUCCUCUUUUCGUCUGUCCACACCUCCGACCAUCAUCUCUAUUCGGUCUUUGAACACCCAAACUCCGUUAUAUGUCCCCUGUCAAUCAAAUUUGACUACUAA